CUGCGUGCCUUGUUUACUCGAGCGGCACUUUGGAAUUCGCCGCAUCAAGACGUUACUGUAGCGAAGUAAGGGCAGUGCCUAUGCUUGCACGUGUACUGUUGUUAUUGUUGUCGAGCAUGUUAUACACACAGGCGGCCCUACCUACUCUAUUCACUUUUUUACUUGGUACCAAAUCACACGCUGAACAGGCUUACACCGCUCAGUGCUCACGAGUCACGAGUCGCAUCUCGCACAAGACGCACAAAAACACACACGCAGAACUCAUAAGUUCAUGCACAUAGAUCAGCAGAGCCUUAUACAGAGUCACACGUUCUUAUAAGAUAAAGAGUUGCGAAUUGAAAUGUACAGUGAAUUAUUUAUUUAGUGUGAACAUAUCCUUGUCACCGAAAAGUGUUACGUAUAUAUUUUUGCCAUUUGAACUAGUCGUUUCUUACGAGCAGAAAAAAUCAGCUCAUACGCCGCAGUGCCAUUGUUGGGAAAAGUGCUGUCGAAACUAUUAUAUCGUCUUCGCUUUUUGUUCCAUUUUAUUAAACAUUAAUUAAAUUAUCACUCAAUCAAGUAAUAAGUGUGUAAAAGUUAUCGGGUGCUUGAGUCAAAAUGUAUUCAGAACAACGAAUAAAGGCUACCACUAAAGUUACUUCAGAUAAAUGUAUUUAUACGUGGACAAUCGAAAAUUAUCGCUUACUAAAAUUGAAAGUUGGAGAAAAAAUAGAAUCUCCAAAUUUUGGCGUUGGAAGUAACGAUAAAAAAUAUUUUCAAUUGUGGCUGUACCCUGCAGGAGACACUAAAGAAAGAGCAGAGGAACACCUUUCUUUAUAUCUCUAUCCCAUAAUUGAUUUCUCAAGCAAACGGGGUAAGUUCGUAUGUAGAAGCACAAUAUCAGCUAUUAAUGGUAAAAAAGUUGUAAGACAAUUAAUAUUACAUCACGACUUUGCAACCACUGUCUUUGAGGGCUGCGGUUGGGCAAAAUAUUUUGAACUGGCCAAAAUUGACCAACUGAUUUCUUCCGAGAAUACUGUAACUUUUCAAUGUGAAUUAGAAAUUUUCGAUGAAAUUCAAUCUUCAUUGAAUUCAGAAAUAAUCUGCAGUAAAGACGAGGUAAUCGAAACAAUAAAAUUCGAUUUUUCAUUUCUUAGUGAAAAAUUCAGUGAUGUUAAAUUGAUAGUUGAAGAACAGGAAAUCCCAGCGCACAAAAUUGUAUUGUCAGCGGCUAGCCCAGUAUUUAGGGCCAUGUUUACACAUGAUAUGUUGGAAAACGAAGAAAAUUCCGUGAAAAUAACAGACGUAUCUGCGAAUAUUGUUACUGAAAUGUUGCGAUUUAUUUACACCGGACAGAUGGAUGCGACCGAAACAGAUACGAUUAUCGAAUUGUUAGCUGUGUCUGACAAGUAUCAAAUUGACAGUUUGAAAAACAAGUGUGGAAAAAUGUUAUGUGAUGAUUUGUCCACUGAAAAUGCAAUUGAUAUUCUAGUAGCUUCUCAUAAAUACAAAGUAAAGCAUUUGGAAAAUGAAGUAAUAAAAUUUGUCACGAAUCACACUCAAUUACUCUCCAAUUUUGAAAAGAUGACAAAAGUAGAUGAUCCCGUUAUAUGGGUAAAUUUAACUCAAUCAAUAUUAAAAUCUCAAAAAAAUGUAUCUUAACUCAUUUUUGUAUCUAAAACUAGUUUUUAGUGAAGUUUAAGUAGUCUAUCAAAUAUGUUUCAAUCUAUAAUUGUUAUCAAUGGAAUCAUAAUUAAUCUAUGGAAUACUUGUAACUAAGUUCUACACUUAGUUAAUAAAUCUGCGUUCAAUGGUUCAUGAUUAAGUGUCAAAAUUAAACUACAAGUAUUAAGGCUAUUAUCAGAGAUUUGUUCUGGUUAAUAUUUUGUAAGUUGAUUAAUUCUGAUUGUUUAUAUUUUGUAAUUCAAUAUCUAGUUCAUUCCAUGAAAAACAUUUGAAUAGAACUUUUUGUAAAGCUAGUACUAGCUUAUGAUAUGAUAAUAAUACAAUUUCUAUAGUUUCAGUUCAAAUAUAUUGCAGACUUUUUGCAUUAAAUACUAUAUUCGUUAUUAAAUUGUUUUGGUAAGUCUUGUAUGGUUCAUGAUUUUGUGUCAAAAUUAAACUAAAAGUAUUGUUAAGCUAUUAUCCAAGAUCUAUUUUACGUAUAAUUUUGCAAGUUUUGUAAUACUUAUGUUUUGUAAUUCAAUAUCUAGUUCAUUGCAUGAAAAACAUUG
This is a messenger RNA of Trichogramma pretiosum, 2213 nucleotides long. RefSeq names its product speckle-type POZ protein B-like. The record is from RefSeq and is a predicted model, not a curated record. Gene Ontology annotation, biological process: regulation of proteolysis; proteasome-mediated ubiquitin-dependent protein catabolic process. Bases 598 to 1641 code for a protein of 347 amino acids. Gene Ontology annotation, cellular component: cytoplasm. The transcript has a single exon. Gene Ontology annotation, molecular function: ubiquitin protein ligase binding. Lineage: Eukaryota; Metazoa; Arthropoda; Insecta; Hymenoptera; Trichogrammatidae.